Molecule: messenger RNA, 1422 nt
Organism: Glycine soja
Lineage: Eukaryota; Viridiplantae; Streptophyta; Magnoliopsida; Fabales; Fabaceae
Product: transcription factor MYB1R1-like
Exons: 3
Coding region: 152-1015 (287 amino acids)
Biological process (GO): response to auxin; response to ethylene; response to gibberellin
Molecular function (GO): DNA binding
Source: RefSeq, a predicted model, not a curated record
CGCACUCCUCUUCUACACUUCCUUGUCUCUCUGUCUCAACUUUCCUUCAUUUUCUCUCUUCCUCUCACCGAGUCACGCACUCGGCUUGACUCGUACGAACUCCGAUCCCCCCCCGAGUCACACUCAACCAGCACCACCGCCCGAUCCGACGAUGUCUCGCGCCUCCUCCGCCGCAGAUUCCGCCGCCUCCGGUGAGAUCAUACUGUUCGGAGUCAGAGUCGUCGUCGAUUCCAUGAGGAAGAGCGUCAGCAUGAGCAACCUCUCACAGUACGAGCAUCCUCAAGACGGCAGCAACAACAAAGACGCUCUCGCCGCCGGUUACGCCUCCGCCGACGACGCCGCUCCUCAGAACUCCGGCCGCCUCCGGGAGCGCGAGCGAAAGCGAGGAGUUCCGUGGACGGAGGAAGAGCACAAGCUGUUUUUGGUUGGAUUGCAGAAGGUAGGGAAAGGUGAUUGGAGAGGAAUCUCCAAAAACUACGUCAAAACGCGAACGCCAACGCAGGUUGCGAGCCAUGCUCAGAAGUACUUUCUCCGACGAAGCAACCUCAAUCGCCGUCGCCGUAGAUCCAGCCUCUUUGACAUCACCACCGACACGGUCUCUGCAAUUCCAAUGGAGGGAGAACAGGUCCAGAAUCAAGACACGCUGUCUCAUUCACAACAACAAUCACCCUUGUUUCCUGCUGAAACUAGCAAAAUCAAUGGGUUUCCAAUGAUGCCAGUGUAUCAGUUUGGGUUUGGUUCUUCUGGAGUGAUUUCAGUCCAAGGUGGCAAUGGAAACCCAAUGGAAGAACUCACUCUGGGACAAGGAAACGUGGAAAAACAUAAUGUGCCAAACAAGGUCUCUACAGUGUCUGAUAUCAUCACCCCGAGUUCUUCUAGUUCUGCCGUUGACCCACCGACACUGUCCCUGGGGCUAUCCUUUUCAUCUGACCAAAGACAGACAUCAUCAAGACAUUCAGCUUUACAUGCCAUACAAUGUUUCAGCAAUGGAGAAAGCAUCAUUAGUGUUGCUUGAGAUUAUGGUCCUUGGAUUCACAUAUUAAUUACAUAUACUAAUCUUUCUCUAGUUUCCUGUCUUUUUGGUGGGAGAAAGAGAAAGAGGUUGAAGGAAAGGGUGAUGGAUUAGAGAAGGCAAGAAGAAGUUUUAAGUGACUGAAUUUGAUCCUUCUGUUCCUUGUACAGACCCCGGAAAAGGUCCUGUCCUGUUUCUUCUUGUUUGCUUAUGUUAAUUAAUGUCAUGACUUUAGAUUCUUGUUUAUUUGGCCGUUUAUGUUUGUAGUAGUUGAUGUAACUGAAAAUAACAAAGUACUCUCUGUUUUUAUCUGCUGAUAAUGUAUUGACGUUCGAUAUGGACUUCACAGAUGAGUGGUCUUUGUGGCUCCUUUGGGGGGAUAUUAUCAAGUUGGUAGUCUGUUUCAUUCA